AUGUCGUUCAUCGAGGAGUUGUGGCAGUCGGUGUUCACUCCGGGAACCACGCCCGCGCUUAUCAAAGCCACACACGGUUCGUUUGCGCUUUUGAUUGCUUCGUUGAUAUGGCUUAUAUAUCUUAGCCGAUCCAUUCAUUUUGUCAAUUUAUUGGUAAUCGCGCUUCUUUUGUAUGGCACUGUUUUCUGGUUUAUUGGGGAGCUUGAGCGCACAAAAUUGAUGAGCAACGAGGAACUCGACAAGGCGAGCGAAAAUGCGAGUGAAAAAGAUGCAAGUGGGAGAUCUACUGCUACAGAGAAUACUGGUACAGAGAAGAAGACCACGAAACGGAAGGUGUAA
Molecule: messenger RNA, 339 nt
Organism: Meyerozyma guilliermondii ATCC 6260
Lineage: Eukaryota; Fungi; Ascomycota; Pichiomycetes; Serinales; Debaryomycetaceae
Exons: 1
Coding region: 1-339 (112 amino acids)
Biological process (GO): vacuolar proton-transporting V-type ATPase complex assembly
Cellular component (GO): endoplasmic reticulum membrane
Source: RefSeq, a predicted model, not a curated record